Dipodomys spectabilis (banner-tailed kangaroo rat) is the source of this 1132-nucleotide messenger RNA. RefSeq names its product transgelin (gene Tagln). The record is from RefSeq and is a predicted model, not a curated record. The coding region runs from base 115 to 720 and encodes 201 amino acids. Gene Ontology annotation, molecular function: protein binding. NCBI's taxonomy places the organism in Eukaryota, Metazoa, Chordata, Mammalia, Rodentia, Heteromyidae. The transcript is spliced from 5 exons.
CCUGUCUGCCCCAGCCCGGACACCCAGCCCACCCGGACACACCGAGCGCUCCUGCAGCAACGCGAGUGUGCCUGCUUUCUCAGGGAACUUGGAUCGGGACAGCUCUGCCCCAACAUGGCCAACAAGGGUCCUUCCUAUGGCAUGAGCCGCGAAGUGCAAUCCAAAAUUGAGAAGAAGUAUGACGAGGAGCUGGAGGAACGGCUAGUCGAGUGGAUCGUCAUGCAGUGUGGGCCCGACGUGGGUCGCCCGGACCGUGGGCGCCUGGGCUUCCAGGUGUGGCUGAAGAAUGGCGUGAUUCUGAGCAAGCUGGUGAACAGCCUGUAUCCGGAGGGCUCCAAGCCAGUGAAGGUGCCGGAGAACCCGCCCUCCAUGGUGUUCAAGCAGAUGGAGCAGGUGGCUCAGUUCCUGAAGGCUGCCGAGGACUAUGGGGUCACCAAGACUGACAUGUUCCAGACUGUUGACCUCUUUGAAUGCAAAGAUCUGGCAGCAGUGCAGAGGACUCUGAUGGCUUUGGGCAGCUUGGCAGUAACCAAGAAUGAUGGACACUACCGUGGCGAUCCUAACUGGUUUAUGAAGAAAGCCCAGGAGCACAAGAGGGAAUUCACAGAGAGCCAGCUGCAGGAGGGGAAGCAUGUCAUUGGCCUGCAGAUGGGCAGCAACAGAGGGGCCUCCCAGGCUGGCAUGACGGGCUACGGCCGGCCCCGGCAGAUCAUCAGCUAGAGCCCUGCCCUCUCCAGCUGUAGCCGUCCUGCAUAGCCAGCCAGCCUCACUCACACCUGUGUAGCUUCUUAGCCCUGGCCAAGCUUUGGGGCUGUCACUGGGCAAAGGUGACCGCACAUGGGCAGCUUCUCCACGUCCCUGCUUUGGCCAGCUUCUUACCUCCAAGCACCACAGCCCUGACCCCUCUGCCAGAUGCACUCCCACUUCUACUGUCUCUCUCUGUCCUGGGCUAAGCAGGGGGCAGUGGGCUUGGGUAUAUGGCCAGCACCACUGUCCUCCUUGGCCACAAAGGUGUCUUGAAGGAGACCCGGUCCAACCUCCUCGCCUCGCCCUCUCCCAUCUCCUUUUGCUGGAAUUUUUUUGGGAUUGAAAUUCAAAAAAAGAAACAAAUAUAUACAUGUCUUUUUUCUCA